Molecule: messenger RNA, 1248 nt
Organism: Orycteropus afer afer
Lineage: Eukaryota; Metazoa; Chordata; Mammalia; Tubulidentata; Orycteropodidae
Gene: ZNF622
Product: zinc finger protein 622
Exons: 6
Coding region: 1-1248 (415 amino acids)
Biological process (GO): ribosomal large subunit biogenesis
Cellular component (GO): preribosome, large subunit precursor
Molecular function (GO): nucleic acid binding; zinc ion binding
Source: RefSeq, a predicted model, not a curated record
AUGGCGACGUACACGUGCAUCACGUGCCGGGUGGCGUUCCGCGACGCGGAGAUGCAGCGGGCCCACUACAAAACCGACUGGCACCGUUACAACCUGCGGCGGAAAGUGGCCGACAUGGCUCCGGUCACCGCCGAGGGCUUCCAGGAGCGGGUGCGGGCGCAGCGGGCCGUGGCGGAGCAGGAGAGCAAGGGCACGGCCACCUACUGCACCGUCUGCAGCAAGAAGUUCGCCUCCUUCAACGCCUACGAGAACCACCUCAAGUCGCGGCGGCACGUGGAACUGGAGAAGGCGGCGGUGCAGGCGGUGAAUCGCAGGGUGGAGAUGAUGAACGAGAAGAACCUGGAGAAAGGGUUGGGCGCUGACGGUGUGGACAAGGAUGCCAUGAACGCGGCCAUCCAGCAGGCCAUCAGGGCGCAGCCUUCUAUGUCGCCCAAGAAGGCUCCCUCGGCACCGACGGACGAGUCCACAGGUCCAGUGGCGGUGGCAAAACGUGGCCGCGGAGCUCACGACCGAGACCCGGCGGAGAAGCCGCCCCGACUCCGGUGGUUUGAGCAGCAGGCGAAGAAGUUGGCAAAGCAGCAGGGGGCGGAGAGCGAGCAGGAGGAGGACGAAGACCUGGACGAAGACGAUUGGGAAGAUGUGGAUUCUGAUGAAGAACUGGAAUGUGAGGAUGCUGAGGAGAUGGACGAAGGUGCAGAGGAGCGGGAUGCGGAGGAAGCAGGGGCUGGGGCAUGCCCAUCCCUGGGUGCCAUCCCUGUAACAGACUGCUUAUUUUGUUCUCAUCAUUCAAACUCCCUGAUGAAGAAUGUGGCUCACAUGACAAAAGUCCACAGCUUCUUUAUUCCUGAUAUAGAAUAUCUUUCUGAUCUUAAGGGACUGAUUAGAUAUUUGGGGGAGAAAGUUGGUGUUGGGAAGAUUUGCUUGUGGUGCAAUGAGAAAGGGAAAUCUUUCUAUUCCACGGAAGCUGUCCAGGCACACAUGAAUGACAAGAGCCACUGUAAGCUUUUCACAGACGGGGAUGCUGCUUUGGAGUUUGCGGACUUCUAUGAUUUUAGUUCUCACACAGGUGUUCCUGUGGCGUUGGGUGCCAGAGUCGGCCAUCGUUCCUUGAUGAGAUACUACAAACAGCGGUUUGGUUUGACAAGAGCUGUGGCGGUUGCUAAAAACAAGAAGGCGGUGGGCAGAGUCCUGCAGCAGUACAGAGCCCUGGGGUGGACUGACGGCACAGGAACUUCCAUCACCAAUUGA